AUGGCCUUCCGAGACUCUCCAACUCCGCCGCGCGAAAACGGCGGCUGCGCCCCUGGCCCGCGGGGUGUACAUACACCCCAACUUCCGGGGGGUGUACAUACACCCCAACUGCCCCCCCAAACCUCCUGCAAAGUUGCUGCUGCUGAUGAAGAAGAGCUGCUGCAGUUCAUUCAGAAAGAGGGAAUUAAAGAAGUGGAUUGCUGCUUCGCAGACCCCCUUGGCCAGUGGCACCACUGCUCCUUCCACCCCAGCAUGAUAACUCGCGAGUCGCUGACUCAUGGCUUUCCUUUUGACGGCUCUUCUAUUCGGCUUUUGGCGAACAUCGAAAAAAGCGACAUGUUCAUGAAACCCGACCCUAAAAGCGGGUUUCUAGACCCUUUUUUAGGGGAUAAAGUUCUCCACUUGACUUGUUUUCUUUUGAAUGCAAAUGGCUCUCCUUGCUGCCGCUGCCCCCGCACCAUUGCAGCAAAGUGCGAGCAGUAUGUGCAGCAGCUCGGCUUCGCGGACAAGGCGUGCAUCGGGUUCGAAGCGGAGUUUUUCAUUUUCGAAAAUGUUCAGUUUUGCGUCAAAGGGAAUAAAGUGGGCUACCACGUGGACUGCAAAGAAGAGGCUUACUGGAACUCCGACGUGGCGUUUCUGGGCCGCGGAAACCUGGCGCACCGCAGCCUCGCGGGCUGCGGCUACUGCCCCGUGCUGCCCGCAGACAGGAGGCACUGGCUGCGCUCCUGCAUGCUUGCAUGCAUGCAAAGUUUGGGGCUUUUUGCGGAGAAGCACCACCACGAAGUGGGGGCCUGCCAGCACGAGCUGGGGCUGCGGUUUGCUGCUCUUGCUGCAGCAGCAGACGCAUGCAUGCUGCACAAGUACGUGGUGAAGAACACGGCGCAUGCAUUCGGUGUCUCUGCAACUUUUCUCCCCAAACCCUUGCCAAAAGCCCCGGGUUCUGGCCUCCACGUGCAUUUGUCUUUGUGGAAAAACAACCGAAACAUCUUCGCCAAGGCUCCCGCGAAGCCGCCUGCUGCUGCUGCUGCUGCUGCUGCUGCUGCUGCAGCAGCGGCGGGCGAGCGCGCGCCCGCGCCCGAGGGCGACAAACGCGAGGCCGAGACGCGGCAGCCUGCUGCUGCGGCGGCGGGCGGCGAGGGCGCAGCAGCAGCAGCAGCAGCAGCAGCAGCAGCAGCAGCAGACUCGCUCAGCGAGGAAGCCAAACAAGCAGCAGCAGGAAUUCUGCUGCAUGCAAAGGCCUUGGCGGCCUUUACAAAUCCUUCUACGAAUUCUUACAAAAGACUUGUCCCCGGAUUCGAAGCCCCCACUUCCCUCACCUUCUCUCCUGCGAACAGAAGCGCGGCGAUCCGCGUGCCCGUGUGCCCGGGGGGCGGCAGCGAGAGCGCGCGGCUGGAGUUCAGGUGUCCAGACAGCUCGAGCUGCUCGUACUUGUGCUUUUCGGCCAUCGUUUUGGCGGCAAUUGACGGAAUUAAAAGACAAUUGAGGCCUCCGGAGACUCCAGAAUGGGAUUCCUUUCGAGUGGAGACGCAAAAUGGUACUUUUAAAGACAAAAAUCUCCCGAAAAGUCUCAACGAAGCCCUCGACGCCCUCGAGCAAGACCACCAGUUCCUCCUCCAGGGCGGAGUCUUCACGGAAGUGAGUUUCGCCUUUUGA
Eimeria tenella is the source of this 1653-nucleotide messenger RNA. RefSeq names its product glutamine synthetase, putative. The record is from RefSeq and is a predicted model, not a curated record. Gene Ontology annotation, cellular component: membrane; cytoplasm. NCBI's taxonomy places the organism in Eukaryota, Apicomplexa, Conoidasida, Eucoccidiorida, Eimeriidae. The transcript is spliced from 6 exons. Gene Ontology annotation, molecular function: glutamine synthetase activity. Bases 1 to 1653 code for a protein of 550 amino acids. Gene Ontology annotation, biological process: nitrogen utilization.